UUGUCAAAAUUUAUAAAAUCAUCUCAUUCACCGCCUCAAUAGAAAGAUUACUUACGGAAUAGUGCUAGUGAUCACAAAUACAGUUUUAAAUCGCAAAUCAAGAUGACGAUAAAAAAUAAAACAGAGGAAACUAAGAAGGAAAAAGCAGAUCCGGCACCUACAGCAAAUGAUGAUUUGUCCGAAGAAGAUAAACGACUCCAAGAAGAGCUUAACAUGCUGGUUGAGAAACUUGUGGGCACUGAAGUCGAUCUCUAUUUACCAGCAUUGCAAAUGUUAAGCAACCUAAUCAGAACAUCUACAACGUCUAUGACCUCUGUGCCUAAGCCAUUGAAGUUUUUAAGAGAACACUAUCCAGCUCUUAAAGUAGUGUAUGAAAAAAUCGUAGAUGAAAAGACAAAGAAAUAUUGUGCUGAUGUGGUUUCAGUCCUUGCAAUGGGUGUCAGUGGUUCUCAAGAUGCUGCUGAAAAACGUGAAUGCCUUAAAUAUUGCAUGCUAGGAACUAUGUCAAAUGUAGGUGAAUGGGGUCAUGAAUAUGUUAGACAACUUGAAGGGGAAAUUGCUGAAGAAUGGAACAUAGAGAAUAUGAACACAUUAAUGCCUCUUGUCCGUGAUGUGGUGGCCUUUGAUAUGCAACAUUCUGCUGAGAUACAAGCUUGUGAUUUGCUUAUGGAGAUUGAUCGUUUAGAUCUUCUUUCUCAACACAUGGACCAGAGUAACUAUCCUCGUGUGUGUCAUUAUUUAAUUGGCUGUGCUAGUUAUGUUGUGGAGCCGGAGUCUACACAGAUUUUGCAGGGUGUCUUAGACACAUAUUUACGUUUUGGAGAGUAUCCUCGUGCCUUACUUGUAGCAAUGCAGUUGCAUGACAAGGCAAAAUGUGAAGAAGUAUUCAACGCCUGCACCGACCCAUUGAUUAAAAAACAGCUAUGUUAUAUGCUGGCACGGCAGUAUGUGCCAUUGGAAUUGGAAGAUGAAGAUCUCCGGACAAUACUAUUGAAUGCUCACAUUAAUGACCAUUUUCUAAGCUUAGCUAGAGAACUUGACAUUAUGGAGCCCAAAACACCUGAAGAAGUAUACAAAACUUGGUUGGAAUCUGCAGGAUCGGCACUUCGCCCGUCAUUGCUAGCUGACCAUCCAGUUGAUUCUGCUCGACAGAAUUUAUCAGCAACUUUUGUCAAUGCAUUUGUCAAUGCUGGUUUUGGUAGGGAUAAACUUGUUACUACUGAAGACGGAAACAAGUGGAUGUAUAAGAAUAAAGAUCAUGGUAUGCUUUCGGCGGCGGCCUCGCUUGGUAUGAUCCAUCUAUGGGACGUGGACGGCGGACUUACACCUAUUGACAAGUAUUUGUACACAACAGAGGAGCAUAUCAAGGCGGGUGCGCUUUUGGCUCUCGGGCUUGUCAACUGUGGUGUGCGUAAUGAGUGCGACCCUGCGCUCGCGCUGUUGUCCGACUACGUCCUACACUCUAGUGCUAACUUAAGGAUUGGAAGUGUUUUAGGUCUGGGCAUAGCGUACGCGGGCACGCAGCGCGAGGACGUGCUGACGCACCUGCUGCCCGUGCUGGCCGACAUGGCGGCGCCGCCAGAGAUCUGUGCGCUGGCUGCGCUCUCCUGUGGUCUCAUCGCCGUGGGCUCUUGUAACGGAGAUGUAACAUGUGCUAUUAUACAGCGUCUUAUCGACGAUAACAAAGAUCUGCAUUCGUCGACUUACGUUAGAUUCCUUCACUUAGGCCUCGGAUUGUGUUUCCUUGGUUGCAAGGAGCGCACUGAGGCGACGAUGGCAGCGCUGGAGGUGCUACCCGAGCCGCAACAGUCGCUGUGCCAGACCACUCUCUCCAUGUGCGCCUACGCGGCCACCGGAGAUGUUCUCGUCGUCCAACAGAUGCUGCACAUCUGUUCCAAGCAUUACGACACCGAUAAUGAACAAUCUUCGACUGAAGAUACUGCAUUUAAGAAACAAGACAAAAAAGAAUCCAAAGAAAGUGGGAGCACAGCGAGCGGAUCUAAAGACGACAAAAGCAAAAGCAAAUCUAAGGACAGCAAGGGCAAGGAUAAGGAAAAGGACAAGGAAAAGGAGGCCAAUAAGGAACUAUCGUCGGUGCAAGCUGUCGCCACGCUAGGAGUGGCCGUCAUCGCGCUCGGGGAGGAGACCGGCGCCGAGAUGUGCACGCGCAUCUUCGGCCAGCUGGGUCGAUACGGCGAGCCUGCAGUGCGACGCGCGGUGCCACUUGCCAUCGCUUUGUGCUCCAUUUCCAACCCGCAGCUGUCGGUCAUUGACGUGCUCAACAAGUACUCGCACGAUUCUGACAACGACGUCGCAUACAAUGCCAUCUUUGCCAUGGGUCUAGUUGGUGCCGGAACUAAUAACGCUAGAUUAGCGACGAUGCUGCGCGCACUGGCGCUGUACCACGGCAAGUCUCCGGUGCACCUGUUCAUGGUGCGGCUAGCCCAAGGGCUCUGCCACGCCGGCAAGGGCACGAUCACGCUGAGCCCUGCGCACGCUGACCGCCGCCUCAUCAACCAGCCCGCCCUCGCCGGCCUGCUUGUUGUGCUCACAGCUUUCCUUGACUGCAAGAACAUUAUUCUCGGAAAAUCUCACUACCUGUUAUACGUCUUGGCAACGGCUAUGCAACCACGUUGGCUUGUGACUCUCGAUGAUAACCUCCAGCCCCUUAAUGUUAGCGUGCGAGUUGGACAGGCUGUGGAUGUUAUUGGUAAAGCAGGAACUCCUAAGACUAUUGCUGGUUCACAUACACACACUACACCGGUGUUGUUGUCAUUUGGUGAAAGAGCAGAACUAGCAACUGAUGAGUACAUUCCGCUCUCCCCUGUCAUGGAAGGUUUUGUCAUACUGAAGAAGAAUGAGGACAGUGUCAUGGCAUCAGUUCAGUAAAUGAAACUAUUAUAAUUAACUAUAGUAUUAAUUUUGUGAUGAAGUAAUUCAUUUUAUAAUAAUAAUAUG
Messenger RNA from Vanessa atalanta (red admiral), 2958 nucleotides. It is a transcript of the gene Rpn1, whose product is annotated as 26S proteasome non-ATPase regulatory subunit 2. Gene Ontology annotation, molecular function: enzyme regulator activity. Bases 103 to 2889 code for a protein of 928 amino acids. NCBI's taxonomy places the organism in Eukaryota, Metazoa, Arthropoda, Insecta, Lepidoptera, Nymphalidae. The transcript has 18 exons. The record is from RefSeq and is a predicted model, not a curated record. Gene Ontology annotation, cellular component: proteasome regulatory particle, base subcomplex; proteasome complex; nucleus. Gene Ontology annotation, biological process: regulation of protein catabolic process; proteasome-mediated ubiquitin-dependent protein catabolic process.